Messenger RNA from Amaranthus tricolor (Joseph's coat), 882 nucleotides. RefSeq lists its product as uncharacterized. The transcript has a single exon. Bases 1 to 882 code for a protein of 293 amino acids. Lineage: Eukaryota; Viridiplantae; Streptophyta; Magnoliopsida; Caryophyllales; Amaranthaceae. The record is from RefSeq and is a predicted model, not a curated record.
AUGGAUAAGUGGUGGGAAUUUCCUAGAUGGAGUUAUGAUUAUCAAAAAGGAGCGGAUGAAUACAUUGAAAAAGCUUUUGCUACAAGGUCCCAAGGAAAUCAAAUUAGUUGCCCAUGUUGUAUGUGUUAUCAUCGAUAUUGGUAUGGUCGGAAUGACGUGAAAGAUCAUAUCAUUUGCAAUGGUUUUGUACCAAGAAGUGAUGAAUUUUCUGGGUUUGGGAAGAUGGGUGAUGAAACAGAAUUAGAGGCACAUGAUGAACCAUUGAACAUGAAUGAUGGUAUACAAGAAAUGUUUAAUGUUACUCUGAGAGAAGGGCCAAAUGAUGAGGCAAAGAAGUUUCUUAGUCUAAUAGAAGAAGGCCAACAAAAAUUAUAUCCUGGUUGCAAAAAAUUCUCUAGACUUGCGUUUACAAUUCGCCUUUAUAUAUACAAGUGUGAUCAUAAGUUGAGUAAUGUUGCAUUUUCUGCUUUGCUAGCAUUGUUUAAGGAAGUUCUACCCGAUGAUUCUGUAUUGCCAACAUCGUUGAAUGAGGCAAAAAAAGUGUUGAAAGUUUUAGGUUUAGAUUAUAAAAAAAUCGAUGCGUGCCCUAAUGACUGCAUGCUAUAUUGGGAGGAGCAUGCAACUGCAACAAGUUGUCAUGUUUGUGGGGCCUCAAGGUGGAAAUCGAAGGAAAAUGAUCACACUGAAUAUACCUUAGAAAAGGCACAUAAAAUUCUAGCAAAAAUUCUAAGAUACUUUCCACUUAAGAAAAGGUUGCAAAGGUUAUAUAUGUGUGCCGAAACUGCUAAUUACAUGAAAUGGCAUGCAAAUGGUCGAGGAAAAGAUGGACUUAGACUUUUGCAACAUCCGGUGGACGGUGAAGCUUGGAAGAACUUUGGCUAA